Molecule: messenger RNA, 1766 nt
Organism: Sitodiplosis mosellana (orange wheat blossom midge)
Lineage: Eukaryota; Metazoa; Arthropoda; Insecta; Diptera; Cecidomyiidae
Product: transmembrane protein 169
Exons: 3
Coding region: 279-1469 (396 amino acids)
Source: RefSeq, a predicted model, not a curated record
AUGGGUCAAACAAAAUAGAAAAAUAAUUUUUUCACACAAAUCAUGAAAUAGUUCUUUUCAUUUCAUUCGGGGUUUGCGUUACUUGCGGUAUAUGUUUACGUUUAUCAGCCAAUGCAGUGCAGUGGUGUAACGCAUUUGAAUUUGGGUGGUGACUGCACUUCUGUGCAUAAAAAGCUUUGUUUUUGUUUGUAAUAAAAUAGACGACGUCAUAAAAGGGUGUUUUUAAUGUGUCGCUUUGGGAUUUCACUCAAUUUGUGCAUUAAAUUAAAGAAAUUAAAAUGAUAAAUGCUGAAAAUUCCAAUUCGGUUCCGGUGUUUGUGCCGCCACGAAAGCGUCAGACAUCGAAGAAGCAAAACGGUGUGCAGAAUUAUGUGGAUCAUAUAGUUUGUGUGCAGCCAACUGAUCGAAAAUACCCGAUAUCAUCGAGUUUGGAAGAUUUACUUACUAAAACGAAUCAAGCAAGUGAGCGAAAGCAAUUGGUCAGUUCAAUGAAGGCUGCGAGCAAGACAUCGAUUGAUUGCAAUUCGAAGAAAUCACCAAUCCAUGACAUACAUUUAUCCAUUGAGGAUGUUAUUAAAACGCAAUCAAUGUGCCGGAAAUCGCCAUCGAUGCGAAAUGAAAGCCUCAAGACCGCUGCACCGACAAGUCGUUCAGAGGAUAAUUUGGACAUCAAUCGAGUGCCAACCGAUACUGUGCGUCAGUUUAAGAAGCGUGUCAAUAUACUCACCUCAGUCGAUCAUCCGUCGUCGAAGCAAAAAUUGUGCAGCUCAACCAUUAGCAUCGAACAUGAGCAUGCCGAAUCAAAUACCGAAGACUCGAAUGAAGUGAAUCUGUUGAAUUCGAAAAAUAGUUCGUUGGCUCGUACACGAUUGCCCGACAACUAUCUAACCAUGACAGGUACAAUAAAGCGAGGCAAAAAGAAGGGACAAUGCCUCGAUGUGCAACUGAACAUAUCCCGCGAUGAAUUGGAGAAAAUCAAUUCAACGGCUUUAAUGAUGCAAAAAGUGAAUGAAGAAUCACAAAAAUCCUGCUGUGUAUGCUCGUUGGCAUCGGGCAUUCACAUUUUGUUGCUCUCACUACUGUCACUGCCCUUUGUGGUUGUCAUCACAAGUAUUUAUGCAUUUUACGUUGGCACCAUAACAUGGUACAACAUGUUUACUUACUUCAACGAAGAGAAAUCCUAUUUGCAUAAGUUUCUAAUGUCACCAUUGCUUAUCAUUGCCUAUCCCAUUGGGAUUGUGCUAUGUACAAUCGGUCUUGCCAUUUAUUCGGGUAUCGUUCAAAUCAGCACAAAGUUCGUCAAGUGGUCGAACGAAAUUGCUGACAUUGAAAAAGGUUUCUAUGGAUGGUUGUGCAAUUUUCUGCACCUAUCCGAUUGCAGCCCAUACGAGGUUGUUAUACUCACUGAUCUCAAGGUGGCCGACGAAACGGUACCAGCCAACUCAUCAACCGAAGAACUCUCAAUCUAAGUCACAUCACGUGUGCAUGAGCUCGUCACACAUUCGAAUGAACUGAACAUGAGUCAUGACUAAAUGAUAUUUUUAAAUCAAAAUACUGCGCAUCUAUAUCAAAAACCAAGAACGUAUUAUCUAACUGUAGCGUUACAACUAGUCAACUUUGCUUGUAGCUUUUGUAAUUUUAUACCAUUUCGUAUUUAUUUCUCUUCCCAAUAUUUGUACUGAAUUGAUUGUAUAUCAUUAGAAGAUGUAAGACACAUUUCUAUACGCAAAUAAACAAUAUCGAUUUGUAAUUUUCCAUACACUUUA